This is a messenger RNA of Aureobasidium subglaciale EXF-2481, 1146 nucleotides long. RefSeq lists its product as uncharacterized. The transcript has 3 exons. Lineage: Eukaryota; Fungi; Ascomycota; Dothideomycetes; Dothideales; Saccotheciaceae. The record is from RefSeq and is a predicted model, not a curated record. The coding region runs from base 1 to 1146 and encodes 381 amino acids.
AUGGGUGACACUGCUGCUGCUGUUGUCUGGGGCGUCCCUGUGAAGCCAGUGGAUCUCAUCGUUAGUCUCGAUGCAUUGCGCAAGGCGAGCCCAGCGAUCCAAACUCUGCGUCUGUGCCACCAGUUUGGCAAAGGCAAAGACGCUCAUGUCGCCAAGCUUCCCAAAGAGAUCAUCGUCUUCAUCGAGGAAGAGUUGUUGGCUAUGCAUCGCGUAGGCAAGGAGAAGGAGCCCUUCUCCCUGCCCGGAAGAUACUGCUGCUUCGAAGGAUCUUGUCGUCCAAGCGAUCACAUGCAUCAUGUAGACCAUGUCUUCCCGAAGGAAGACUACGAGUUCGAAUAUGCCUCCGAUGACUCCGAAGCCUACGAGGAUGACUACGAGAGCCUAGCUGACACCGCCCGCGCCGAACUCUGUGAAGCUCAUCCUGAGUGGCGUACAAAGCAAGGUCUCGUCUUACCCGCCAACUUUCCGUCGCUCCUGCAUGCGAAGAUCGCCGACAUUUUUGAUAUCAACACUUCAGAAGAAGUCCAUGAGCUUUGCUUCAUGUCCAAGGUGGAGUGGGAGGAUGAUGUCCGUGACUAUUUGAGCACCCAAGGCAACAGCGAGAUCAUUCGCAAGUACUUUAGCCUGAAUGUUUUCAUCAUGUGCGAAAAUUUGUCCGAUUCGACCAAGAAGUACCUCUGCGACUGUGACGAGAGGUUUUCAAAAGUCCACUCUGAUCCCGAGAAAGUAGCUAUUUGCUACCUCGUCUUGCCCUCCCGGUCGACAAAGUGGGAAGUACGGCUCGAUCCCAUCUCAAGAGAAUCUGGAAGCUACUACGGCGAAUCAGCAACCUCAAUGUUGGUCGACCGUAAUUCUCUCGACUUGACUGAGGAACACCAACAACGCUUCGCUCGUGCGAUGAGUCGUCUCGCAUUGAAACCUUCAGUGCACCCAUCUCAACUACAGACAACUCUUUUAGCAUCGUGCUCUAUGACUGCCUCUUCACCAUCCUUGAUGCAGUACCCGCGCCGUGCUAAGAAAGAGCAGCCAUCUGCAGAAGACAUCGAGAAGAAGCACACUGCCAUCACGGGACGCAUUCGCGACAUGGAGAAGACUCACUGGCCAAAGUUGAUGCUCCUUGUCAACCAUAACUGCCACGAGUUUUGA